AUGCCAAAAGUUGCCAUUUUGAUUUACUCAGUAGACGACACAAUUGCCAAAUUGGCAGAAAAUGAGAAAAGAGGUAUUGAGAUAGCCGGCGGUGAGGCUGAGAUUUUCCAAGUACCAGACGUUAGUUACAGAAAUGAGAAUGGUGGAGAAGAAGACCGAAGCAAACUUGGAAAGACUAAUGCAGAUUUUGCGUAUAAAAUUUUAACUAGAGAAACAUUGGUCGAGCAUGAUUACUACUUGUUCGGAAUACCUGCUAGGUUUGGUAAUUUCCCCGCGGACUGGAAAACUUUUUGGGACUCCAAUACCGGUGGACUUUGGGCAAAGGGUUCCCUUCAUGGCAAAAUUGCCGGCUUGUUUGUCUCGGGCGCAAUUAGCGGCAAAGGGGAUACAGAAAUGUGCAUCAUGAACGCAAUGAGCACCUUGGUCCAUCAUGGAAUCAUCUAUGUCCCAUUGGGGUACAAGAACGCAUACAAGGAAUUAACCAACACUGAUGAUGUCAAUGGCUCCUGCGCCUGGGGCGCAGGAUGCGUCUCUGGAGUGGACGGCGGCAGAUCGCCCAGUGUGUCUGAGUUGAAGGUUCACCAAUUACAGGGUAAGGCGUUUUACGACCGCAUCAAAGACUUGUAA
Saccharomyces mikatae IFO 1815 is the source of this 627-nucleotide messenger RNA. RefSeq names its product flavodoxin-like fold family protein (gene RFS1). Bases 1 to 627 code for a protein of 208 amino acids. The record is from RefSeq and is a predicted model, not a curated record. Gene Ontology annotation, molecular function: FMN binding. NCBI's taxonomy places the organism in Eukaryota, Fungi, Ascomycota, Saccharomycetes, Saccharomycetales, Saccharomycetaceae. The transcript has a single exon.